AUGUCUAUUACCCAGUACUACGGUGGGUCCUCCCUGGCCAUGAUGAGUAAGAGUGCAAUAGUCAUUACAGCAGACAAAAGAUUCGGUAAUCAGGCCAGCACCCUGCACUCGAACUUCACAAGGCUCUACCAGAUGACGGACAAGAUUAUUUUGAGUCUCACAGGCUUUGUCCCAGACUGCCAAAUCCUCUUUAAAACCCUGCGCAAGCACGUGAACAUGUUCCAGCUAAAUCAGCAAAGAGAAAUAGAGCCAAAAGAGUUUACCUCUCUUCUUUCCUACAUUUUGUACAGCAGGAGAUUUAUGCCGUAUCUUGUGUCUCCGCUGAUAGCUGGAUUUGACAGAAACAACUCACCACACGUGUAUACAAUGGAUCUAAUUGGCUGUGUGAGCACACACAAGGACUUUGCAUCCACGGGAACCGCGGCUAACAACCUCACAGGUAUAUCUGAUGUUUUAUAUACGGGUGGUGAUGUAGAAGACGAAGAUUUAUUUGUAACAACCAUGCAGGCAUUCCUGAAUGCAAUCGAUAGAAAUGCCUUGUCAGGCUGGGGCGCAGAUGCCAUCAUUCUCACACCGCACAAGAGAAUCCACAGAGAAGUAAAAACAAGACAGGACUAG
Molecule: messenger RNA, 618 nt
Organism: Nematocida minor
Lineage: Eukaryota; Fungi; Microsporidia
Product: 20S proteasome subunit beta 3
Exons: 1
Coding region: 1-618 (205 amino acids)
Cellular component (GO): proteasome core complex
Source: RefSeq, a predicted model, not a curated record